ACACACGGGGGGAAAAAACGAACAAAUGCAAGAACAAAUGUCAGCUUAGAACUGCGUAGUUAAACUGAUCCCACUGGAAAUAGAUUGCGCUGCAAACUAAUAGCUGUAAGUCCCCCCUGCCAAGGCCAGAGGUCGCUGUUUGUCUGAAUAGUUCCUGGAGAGGUCAUUGGGAGAGUUUUUGCUCCGUCUGUUGGUCAGUGCGUCCCCGUUUCCGCUGGAAACUGCGUUGAUUCUGAUUAUGAUGAAUUUCAGCACAAACACUCAUCGUGGCAUUCCCACUCACAAGGAAAACAUUCCACCUUCAACCAAAGCAGAUGCGUGUCAGCACCGGGCCAAACAGCGCACGGUGCUCGGGGUCUUGUCAGAAAAUGAGCAGCGUGGACGAUCCCUAAGCCAGGGAAGCCAGUUUUCCAAACACAGCUCUGUUUCAGACAGCUCGCAGCUCAACGGCCCCGGCUGGCCGUCCAGUUCCAGCUAUGAAGUGUACGUCGAGGAGGCUUGUGAAGUGGUCCUCGGCGCUUCGGGUCAGGAAGUCGUUUCUGAUAGCUGUGAUGACCUCGAGGCUGAUGCCAAUCCCCUGCAGAAUGAACACAUGAGGCUCCUGAUGGAGUUCAGUUUGAGCUCAUGCCAGGAUAUGUCUGUGCAGUCUGAACCAGACGAACCCCUGAUUUCUAGGGAGACCUUCUGUUUUGAUUAUGCAGCAGAUAUUUACCGGAACUUAAGGGAGAGCGAAAAGAGGUUCAGGGCAAAGCCAGGCUACUUGGAGAGACAUCCGGAGAUCACCGAGGGUAUGAGGGUCAUUCUGGUGGACUGGCUGGUGGAGGUUGUCCAGGAAUACAAGCUCGGUUCUGAAACUCUGCACCUCGCCGUAAACUACCUGGACCGCUUUCUGUCCUGCUCGGCCUUUAUCAAGAGAAACAAGCUGCAGCUGGUGGGGACAGCCGUAUUGCUGGUUGCCGCGAAAUACGAGGAGAUCUUUCCUCCUGAGCUGAACGAGUUUGUGUACAUCACAGACUGCACCUACAAUAGGAAACAACUGCUCCGGAUGGAGAGCAUUUUGCUAAAGGCGCUGGACUUCAAGAUGGCGGCGCCCACCACCCAUCAGUUCCUUCGCCUAUUCAUGUCCAUCCACUCUGUCUGCUCAACCACAGAGAACCUUGCUUUGUACAUAGCAGAGUUAAGUCUACUGGAAAUGGAUCCCUUCCAUCAAUACACCCCUUCCAUUCUGGCAGCUGGAGCCUAUUUCUUAGCUACCUACACUAUACACAAAUCCCACUGGCCUGAUUCUUUAGUUUCCUUUACUGGGUAUACCAUGGAGAAAAUCCUGCCCUGCCUGACUUAUCUCCACAAGCUGUACAUCCGUGCGGAGACUCAUCCACAACAAGCGGUCAGAGACAAGUACAAAACUUCAAAGUAUUAUUGUGUUUCAGGCAUCCCUCCGCCUACUGCUCUGCCUCCAUGACUCCACUGCUUCACCUUCCUGAUCCUCCCAGCAGAGCAUGGUUAUGGCACACUGAAAACAAGGCAAACACCGAGCACAUUCUGCAAUCAACGUCUUUGCCAGGCCCAUGUGGACUCUCAGUUAUCUUUCAUAUUUUUUCUUAAUCCAGUAUAGUUCUGUAUAUACAAUUAAAGGAGUGCACUUGUCUUCCUCUUGACUAGGGGUGUCUAAAGGUACAACACGUUGUAUUUUACUUUUAUUAGCCAUGUAUUUUGCUUUCAUUUUAAAAUCAUAGUAAGUAGGGUC
Fundulus heteroclitus (mummichog) is the source of this 1747-nucleotide messenger RNA. RefSeq names its product cyclin A1 (gene ccna1). Gene Ontology annotation, molecular function: cyclin-dependent protein serine/threonine kinase regulator activity. The coding region runs from base 239 to 1462 and encodes 407 amino acids. NCBI's taxonomy places the organism in Eukaryota, Metazoa, Chordata, Actinopteri, Cyprinodontiformes, Fundulidae. Gene Ontology annotation, cellular component: nucleus; cytoplasm; cyclin A2-CDK2 complex. Gene Ontology annotation, biological process: mitotic cell cycle phase transition; regulation of cyclin-dependent protein serine/threonine kinase activity. The record is from RefSeq and is a predicted model, not a curated record. The transcript is spliced from 9 exons.